Messenger RNA from Emericellopsis atlantica, 2175 nucleotides. RefSeq lists its product as uncharacterized. NCBI's taxonomy places the organism in Eukaryota, Fungi, Ascomycota, Sordariomycetes, Hypocreales, Bionectriaceae. The coding region runs from base 51 to 1925 and encodes 624 amino acids. The transcript has a single exon. The record is from RefSeq and is a predicted model, not a curated record.
UCCCGCCGCCACAGCAGGCACGUGGGCAUUUCGAGCAGCCUCCUUACUCCAUGCUGCCUGGUCACCCAUUUGGCGUGUUUCCUGCCAUGUUUCCGUCCAUGCCGGGGAACAUUGCUCCGGGCAUGGCUCCAGGGACCCCGGCUUUUCCUAUGAUGCCAUGGCCCAUGGCAAUGAAUGUACAUGGCGCUUACCCUUAUGCUAUGCCUCCACCUCCUCAACAAGACGAUAGCCGGGGCGAGAGAAGGACUGAAAACCAAGCAGACACUGGCUCAGUUUAUCCCCAGCCACCACGGUGUCCUCCAGCGGACAACUAUCCCCGGCCAGUUUAUUGCAAUGGACAGUGGCUCAUGCCAACAGGUGGUUCCUCGUUCUCCUAUCCCAUGACACCAGGUCCGGGUUACCCCAACGCACCCUAUGGCGUACCCAUGGUGUAUCCGCCCGGGAUGCACAUGCCACCGACAAAUCGUCCUGCUGGGACGAAAACCGCAUCGUCAGAUGAGCCAGGCGUGGACCUAUCUUCUACAGCUCUCCGUGGUCUCGGUUUGGGAGCACAGACUCAUCCUCCCAGGUCGUCCAUUCGGCCUAGUGAAAUCACGAAGCGGCACCUUGACAUCCUACGCUCACGUCUCAAGUACCUCGAAGAUCAACUGAACUUCAACAAACAUCAAAUUGAUGAGAAGGCGGUGGAGGCUGAUGCCCGAACGGUUCGUCAGUAUAUUGACCAGUUCAAAACCAACCUCGAGAUACAGCUCUCCGUCGAAGAUGAUCGUUACCCGCCGCCAGCGAGCAAGAGUGAUGGUAGACCACGGAGUCCCUCACAAGGCUCACAUGGCAAGUCCUCUGCCAGAUUGCCUAGAACGAGUGACAAGCAAGCACGACGUGACAAUCGACGCUCUUCAGACAGUGAUCCUAAGCCUGGUGUUUCUACAACUCGGUUUGGAACAGGUAUCAACUCGACCAAGUCCACUUCGGCGUUUGCUGGCUGGCAAGCGCCUGUUAACUCUCCUGCUGGUAGUCUUGAGCACUUCAAUGACAAGGCGUCUCUUCCUGUCACAGCGGCGAUGGCGGCCCCUUUUCAGCCACGUGUUGAUGCACCGCUCAUGGCAACAAAAUCCUCGACAGCAGCUACUCCCUACCUUCGAGGCCGAGUCCCUGAAGGUGUCGAUCCCUCGUCGGUAAGGGACACUGAUUAUGUGUAUGACCGUGCUUUAUCCUCAGAUGAACUCCGGGCUCGCCACAUGUACUGGGGCAAGGCUCCCGCCGAGCUGCAGCAGAGCUUGCCCAAGUUCAAUGGGAAGGACUUUUUUCGGACCUCACCAGGCAGAGAGGAUGCGAAGCCUGUCGUAUCCAGUGAUCCAUUCGAGGGCCUGAGCCAGACUGCGACUGUACUGACACGCAAUGGACCAGGAUUCUCAACUCAAUCAGAGUCGCUCCCUCGUCCAGGGCAAGGGUCGUCCGAGGAUCACGAGGAGCUCACCGUGACCACGAAUCGCACCAACGCAAACUCAACGCGCAUCGGUCGUAGCAUGGAUGAGCUGAACCGAGGUUCGCAUGACACCCCUCCAACUUCGUCUGGCAGUGUGCGAGAAAAGUCUUCUUCUGAAGAGACCAAUGAUGACGACCGCGAGAUUCUGUAUACCGGUCGCAAAAACAUGAUGAAAAUUGGCCAGCGGCUGCUGCCGAAUGUGCUCAAGAGCUCGACAGGCUCAAGUGCAUCCAUUUCUUCGACCACUGCACAGGGCGUGUUGCCGAACUACUCCGGGCACGCCACAGCAUCGCUCACACCAUCCAUCACAAACAAAAUGUUUUCAAACCUUCGCAACACUAGUAAGAUCGGCCUGGACGAAGCAAGACUGGCUGGCGUGACCACCACAAAGAGCGGCGAGAACUGCCCGCCUAGCGUCAACGUCGACGAUAUUUUCUGAGGAGGACCGACAAAUUGACUGAGUAUGACCAGGACACAUUGUGCAUCAAUAUUUGCUGCGAUCGUUUCCAACCCGAGGAGUGCUUUUCUUAUCCAUGGCUUUGGACGGUAUUAUUCAUGGUCUGUAUCACUCAACGACUGCAGACAAUAUGCAUGGCUAUUACACUUAUCAGCUUGCAUCGAGGGGCGACAAGGCACAAGGACGGCGUAUCUCUGCGAGUUGCUACGAGGCCUGUCGACAAGAAGAGGAU